AUGAUCACAUAAGGUCAACUCAAAGUCCAUCAUAAAUUAAUGUUAGACCUAAUGCUAAUCCUAGUUGAAGAUGAAAUACUCAUUAUUUCUACUUAAUGGCACUAUAAUGAACUUUAUAACAAAAAAGCUCUAUUAUGA
Paramecium sonneborni is the source of this 138-nucleotide messenger RNA. NCBI's taxonomy places the organism in Eukaryota, Ciliophora, Oligohymenophorea, Peniculida, Parameciidae. The record is from the annotation of a GenBank genome assembly.